GGCUUUUGCGUAGGUCCGUCAGUCUGUCGUAACGUGGCGGCGCUGCGCUCGUGUGUGCCGCAGGAGUGGCCUGAACUGUCAGUUUAUGUAGUUUUCUGUGAUAAGAAUUACUGUGAAAUUAUAGAAUAGCUUACUAAUUAAUAAAAAAUAGCACGAUGUCCGCGUCUGGUGAAUUCGGUAAUCCCUUGCGCAAGUUUAAAUUGGUUUUUCUUGGUGAACAGAGCGUGGGAAAAACAUCACUCAUCACAAGGUUCAUGUAUGAUAGUUUCGACAAUACUUACCAGGCAACAAUUGGCAUAGACUUCCUGUCGAAAACAAUGUACCUAGAGGACCGUACAGUGAGACUGCAACUGUGGGACACAGCGGGCCAGGAGCGAUUCCGCUCGCUCAUACCUUCUUACAUUAGAGAUUCAACAGUUGCCGUUGUAGUAUAUGACAUUACCAAUGCGAAUUCAUUCCACCAAACGUCGAAGUGGAUCGACGACGUGCGCACGGAGCGAGGCUCCGACGUCAUCAUCAUGCUGGUCGGCAACAAGACAGACCUGUCGGACAAGCGGCAGGUCUCCACGGAGGAGGGCGACAGGAAGGCGAAGGAGCUCAACGUGAUGUUCAUUGAGACCAGCGCCAAGGCCGGCUAUAAUGUUAAACAGUUAUUCCGACGGGUAGCAGCCGCCCUUCCCGGAAUGGAUUCAGCUGAAAGCAAGCCUCCCGAAGACAUGCACGAGGUGAUACUGCGACAAGCGCCCGGAGACAGCAAGGAGCCGGACGGCGGAUGCGCGUGUUAAUGUUUCCCGCCAAAUUGUAUGUUCCAUUUUGAGGUUAUAAUGACGCGUAUGCAUGAGGCGCUAUGGGACAACCGUCAAGUGUCAACUGUCAUCUGUUAUAUAUGUAGUCUAUGCUCGUGGGCAAAGGACUUGGUGCAUUCAGCCCAAUUCGUUUACGUCAAUUAUGCGUUUCACGGUGUUGUCGUGUAUGCUAAAUUAUUAUUACACCUAUAUUAAUGUGCAAUUAUGCAACGAUUGUUAUCUAACGCUAUGUCGCUCUAAUUUUAUUUUGGCAGCUAAACCACUGUAUGUGAACAUUUAUUUUUACUACAAUUUAUAUCAAAAUUUUAUUGUAUGAUUUAUGACAUAAGGAGUUAGUCAAUUCUGCAGAUAAAAGAUAAUUUAUUUUGAAAUUUCAAAUUUUUAGGAAGCAAUAACAUCAAUAAAGUUAGUGCGGCGUUGUAUUUAGUGAUGCUGUGCUUUUGUGUCUAUCGGCCUGAGUGAUAUUAGAUGUAAAUUAGUUUACAAACUUUUUAAGUGACUGACAACUGUUUUCCACAGACAAAUUAUAAUUUUUUAUUUACACUAUUGUAAUUAAAAACAACAUAUUAAUUAUUUAUAUAUAUAGUUUAUUACA
Messenger RNA from Zerene cesonia (dogface butterfly), 1401 nucleotides. RefSeq names its product ras-related protein Rab6 (gene Rab6). The transcript has 6 exons. The record is from RefSeq and is a predicted model, not a curated record. Gene Ontology annotation, molecular function: GTP binding; GTPase activity. The coding region runs from base 156 to 785 and encodes 209 amino acids. NCBI's taxonomy places the organism in Eukaryota, Metazoa, Arthropoda, Insecta, Lepidoptera, Pieridae.